AUGAAAAAGGAAUUUGGUGUCGAGAAAACGGCUCAUGCCCUCGAACGCUCAAUUCAGAGACGGCUGGAGAAAGUUGAGAAUCUGGUGGGAUUAUCAACAAUGGAGAAGGUGAAACUGUUAGUCCUGUUCAGCAGACGAUUGACUCCUGUAUUCGCUAAAGUUAGUCCCGAUGGAAUUAUCCUCCAAUCACCGCCAGUCAGAAAUGUUUCUGAUACUCAAGUUACCGCGAAAGACCUUCCAAUCGAGGUCACAAGAGCUGAAGAUUGGAUUCUGGACAAAAAAUCUGAGUUACCACAGGACAUCAGUCUUCGGAAAUUGACGGAUCAAAUUGAGGCCUUUGCUUACAAUUAUGAUAUGGAAGAGUGGUUCAAACAGAAAGCACGGAGAGCGGUGUGGUUAUACAAGGAUAAGGAUCAGACAAUCCCUUUACAAGAAUUCAAUAAUUUGUUCGACGCCGUUGCGAGAAGUUUGACAAGAGAAAGUGUUCAAAAGACGGAUGUUAAUACAAUGCAAUUGAUGAACUUUUUCAAUAUACUCGGUGAAAACCUGAAUCGUUCAUUCGGGGGUGAUGCAAUGAAAUAG
Caenorhabditis briggsae is the source of this 582-nucleotide messenger RNA. NCBI's taxonomy places the organism in Eukaryota, Metazoa, Nematoda, Chromadorea, Rhabditida, Rhabditidae. The transcript is spliced from 5 exons. The record is from RefSeq and is a predicted model, not a curated record. Bases 1 to 582 code for a protein of 193 amino acids.